AUGGCGCUUUCCAAGGAUUGUAUUUCCACGCCUCUCGAGGCUGGCACUUCCCUGCUGGACAUUCAUCACAUUCCCACCCGCGUUACGGAAGCUCUCGAGUACGCUGCACGCCGCUUCUCCCGUAAGGGAAUGCAGAUUGCUCUCGUAGCCGUCUGCCGCGAAUACCAUACCCCAUCCGUUAUUCCCGUCUGCAACAGCCCCAUGUUCUCGCCGCCCGCCUCGCCGGCUCCUGUCCCGACGUCCUCCGUGAUGGGCUUCGCCGCCUCCGUCAAGAAGCGGCUGACGCGGUCCAACACCCAUCCCGUCCUCUCCCUGAACUCGUCUAUCAACACCACUGAUCUGCGCAGCGCUGCUACCUCGCCCACCUGGUCGGUGUCCUCCCGAACCACCGCCUACAGCUCCGCAGCGUGCAGCAUUGCCUCCGACCGGCCUAGCUGGCCUUGUACUCCCGCCACACCCGCAACUCCCAUGUCGAUGCCGCUUAUGACCCCGGCGACCACCGCUCCUUCUAGCACGGCGGAUGCCACGUCGCUCUCUUCCAGCCCCUUUAGCAUCCGUCUGGUGCACGGUGAUGUGCUCUGCGCCAAGGACGAGCAGGCUGUAGGGCAGGUCCUGGAACGGGCUGCCCGCAAGUACAAGAUUGGCAAUCAGUGGCUCCCCACGGUCGAGUACGCUUCCACCUACGGCCUUACUGACGGCAUCAUCCGUCGCUCCCUGAACCAGGGCGAGACCCUCUUCUCGUCCCACGGUUUGACCCUCUACGCCCUCGACCGCCUGUACACUUUCAAAGGAUGCCGUCGACGAGCUGCGGAGGCUUUUCCUUUCCGGGGCGGCCGCAAGAUCGCAAAGGCGGACAUUCUCCGAUCCUAUGACUGGCUAAACUUGAGCGACGCCGCCCUGGCAGAAUUGGAUCGCAUGUACCGCCGCGCGUAUGGCGGUCCUCUGGGGACUGGCGCGAUUGAAGGUAUGACAGAGGUCAAGUUUGAGAUGCGGGACCUGUUCCACACGUCUGUGGACGAGAUCAAGAUCGAGAUAUGCGAGGCCAUUGAUGAUGUCCUCUUUAUCCGGGAGGACAACGAGGUAUCGCCCCUUGAGGAAGAAUCUUGGCCUCUUCCCUCCCAACCCCUCAUCAUCCUCGAGCGCCCCGUGCCUAUCCUCUCUACCCCCUUGGGAUGGAAAGCACCGGCAACGAGUAGCCCCAAAACGCCUGUUCCACUUCUUCGAUUACAGACCACGUUCGACCCGGUGUCCAGGGAGACCCCGCCGAAGACAACAAGACCCCGCCGCCGGGAGCAGAGUUGA
This is a messenger RNA of Parascedosporium putredinis, 1302 nucleotides long. NCBI's taxonomy places the organism in Eukaryota, Fungi, Ascomycota, Sordariomycetes, Microascales, Microascaceae. The record is from the annotation of a GenBank genome assembly.